UCUGUAGAGAAUCUAUUCGCCGAUAAGAAACUCUGCAUUUCACUCAUUUCAAAUACUUGCAAAUAAAUAUCUUUGUUCCGCGAGCGGCCAUGAAUCAUUAAGUUCUGAGUUGUUAAUCCAUUUUUGCCAGCCCACCCAGUUAUUUGACCUUUGCGACGCUCUGCGACAAUACAACCAUCCUGAAUCGCCCUUCGAAAACCGUGUCGCAAACUUACGCCUUCGUUCGCAACUACAAGCAGACCUCCUAUCUUCGGUUAUUCGUUAUCCCAUAUCGCCGAACCUGACGUGCCUUUGCCAUGUUUUUCCUCAAAGAAGAGACAAAGGUCAUCACUCUACAUCCCUCGUACUUCGGCCCGAAUGUGCGAGAAUACCUCAUCAACCGCUUGAAUGAGGAGGAAGAAGGGCGGUGUACCGGAGAUCAUUUUGUAAUAUGCGUCAUGGACAUGGUAGAUAUCGGCGAGGGAAGAGUGCUCCCGGGGAACGGACAAGCGGAAUAUACGAUAAAGUAUCGAGCAAUUAUCUGGAAACCUUUCAGGGGAGAGACCGUUGAUGCUCUUGUCACAUCAGUCAAACCUACGGGCAUCUUCACCUUGGCUGGUCCGUUGUCGGUUUUCAUUGCGCGCAAAAAUAUCCCCUCCGACAUCAGGUGGGAGCCCAACACAGUGCCGCCGCAAUACACCGACCACGCGGACCAGGUUAUUGAGAAAGGUACCAGUCUGCGACUGAAGAUUCUUGGUGUGAAGCCAGACGUCGCCGCGAUCAAUGCGAUUGGAACAAUCAAGGAGGAUUAUUUAGGACCACUCUAA
Messenger RNA from Aspergillus nidulans FGSC A4, 806 nucleotides. RefSeq names its product DNA-directed RNA polymerase II subunit RPB7. The coding region runs from base 297 to 806 and encodes 169 amino acids. Gene Ontology annotation, biological process: DNA-templated transcription; positive regulation of nuclear-transcribed mRNA poly(A) tail shortening; RNA-templated transcription. Lineage: Eukaryota; Fungi; Ascomycota; Eurotiomycetes; Eurotiales; Aspergillaceae. Gene Ontology annotation, cellular component: cytoplasm; RNA polymerase II, core complex; P-body. Gene Ontology annotation, molecular function: nucleic acid binding; single-stranded DNA binding; translation initiation factor binding. The record is from RefSeq and is a predicted model, not a curated record. The transcript has 4 exons.